UGCUGCUGUAUAUAUUUUUCAAGUGAUUAUUCUAAGAAAAUGAGCUAUACUUGUGUUUCGGUUCCGACAGUUGGAAGUGUCGCCCAAAUAUCCAGGUCAAGAGCGUCUUCCCACGUUCGAUACGAACGAGGCAAGGCGGUACGAUUGUUCAGCGCUAUGGUUUUGCCUCACCUGCUGCUGGGAGGUAUGGUGGUCUGCGCCGGUAUCGUCACGGUGUACGUGGAAUCUCUCAGUCCCGCCUUUCCAUUCGUCACAGGAACAGACAUAAUUAGUGGACUGACGACUAUAUUCACUGGUGGCCUGGCGUAUAAGAUCUCAAAGGAAAAUAUAUAUAACAAGCUGCUGAGGUCGCAAGCUAAGUACAACGUCUUUCUGUACGGAUUCCUUUGCAUUCUCUGUGUGUGUCUGAGUUUCGUCAGCAUUGGAGCGGCUGGCUACAGGACCUACCUCUGCACUCUGGGUGCAAGCGCCAAGGAGAUCAACCAAAAGAUUCCAUACCGUGCGUGCCAGGCACGCAGGAAAGCCAGCCUAGCGCUCGCCAUCACGGACAUAGUCCUGGAGAGCUUCCUGUGUGCCAUCAGCGUCCUGGGAUUCUGGAUAUUUGCCAACUAUAGGUUUGUCUUCGGGUGCAUCACUUCAUGCGACGUGUCUGGCAAAAGGACACCAAGCGCAAGCGACGGGAGACGUGGAGACAAACGAAUGAAUCGAAUCACGACUCGACAAACGAUUUCAAGCGUCGAUUCCUCAAGACUUACAUCGCUCACUGACGCACAGCUGAAGAACGCUCUGCUGCCAGUGAAUAACCGCAUGCCACGUGGGAACACUUUCAUUCAAAGGCCUGAUGACAUAGACUCCAGAUUUAGUCUUGAAAGGCCAGUUCAUCGAAUGCUGGGUAAUACAGAUGUCUUUAGAAAUCGCCCAGAGCGAAGAGUAAACCAAAAACGCGGUAACUUGGGUUUGUCAAGAUACGGUUCAGAUAACAUGAUGUUAAGACAUUUGCAAAGUGGCGUCAACUAUGGGCGAACUCAGGAACGUGGAAACAGGUCUUUGUAUGGAGAUGUUCAGAGUACGCACACCACAGACUAUAACCAAAACGUUGGUGUGUACAGGAACAGAAAUACACAUCUGUUUGAUGUCAAUAAUAGUUAUACGCCAUAUCCUUCGGGUCAAAGAUACAAGCCGUCUGCUCUGGAUGGCCAGAAAAACUUGUACAGAGGAACAUAUUCUGUAGACAGCAGGUUACCACAGGCGAAUAUGGACAGCGACACUUGGUAAGAGCAGAGCUUUAGUACCCUGUUCUCAAGAAAUGACUUCAAUCGUGAAUUCGAAUUGCGUUCGCGAACGGCUGGGAUCCUGUUCUCGUGACACCAUUAUGCUAGAUAGUGUAGGAUUUGAGAACGGGAACAUGUUCAAGCCUCUUUGAAGCGUAUAGGUACAGGUUUUCUACACCAAAACAGUUUUGAACACAUGGAUAGUGUUUUCGUCUAAAAGAAACCUUUUAUGACGAAAUCAAAAAUCUAUUUACGGGGUAUUGCUACUUAUGAAAUACACACGAUGUGCGACAGAGGCUGCAUCCAUGGUGAAAAUAAAGCGUCGUAUUGGAAAUCAUCUGUUAGAAAUAGGAAACCCACCACGCUGUAGACUGUUCCACGUAUGUCCCAGUUUAAAUUUGUGUAACUAAUUCUUCGGAGUGGAAAUCCUCUUGCAUGCAGAUCAGGAGUUAUGAAUCAUUCUGAGAACUGGAAGUCCCACUACCGCAGCAGUUAUGACAUUGUAAAAAGAUCCAUUGGACUGCUUUGUGCAGAUAUGAAUUUUUGACUGCGGUAACGAUGAUGUUAUUCUAUUUUUUGUUAGAUAGGCUGUUCACACUAUAUCAUACAUUUGUUGUAAAUACCAACAUCA
Messenger RNA from Gigantopelta aegis, 1902 nucleotides. RefSeq lists its product as uncharacterized. NCBI's taxonomy places the organism in Eukaryota, Metazoa, Mollusca, Gastropoda, Neomphalida, Peltospiridae. The transcript has 4 exons. The record is from RefSeq and is a predicted model, not a curated record. Bases 40 to 1275 code for a protein of 411 amino acids.